Messenger RNA from Microthlaspi erraticum, 1263 nucleotides. NCBI's taxonomy places the organism in Eukaryota, Viridiplantae, Streptophyta, Magnoliopsida, Brassicales, Brassicaceae. The record is from the annotation of a GenBank genome assembly.
AUGCAGAGGUUGAAGCAGCAGCAGCAGCAGCAACAAGUGAUGAUGCAGCAAGCUCUUAUGCAGCAGCAGUCUCUCUACCAUCCCGGACUCCUCGCAGCUCCUCAGAUAGAACCAAUCCCAAGUGGAAAUCUUCCCCCUGGUUUUGAUCCAAGUACUUGCCGCAGUGUGUACGUCGGAAACAUCCAUACUCAGGUGACGGAACCUCUGCUUCAAGAGGUUUGUGCUAGCACUGGUCCCGUCGAAAGCUGCAAACUUAUUAGGAAGGAAAAGUCUUCUUAUGGUUUUGUCCACUACUUUGAUCGACGAUCGGCUGGUCUGGCAAUUCUUUCUCUCAAUGGAAGGCAUUUGUUUGGGCAACCUAUGAAGGUUAACUGGGCUUAUGCUAGUGGCCAGAGGGAGGAUACAUCAGCUCACUUUAAUAUAUUUGUCGGGGAUUUGAGCCCUGAGGUAACCGAUGCAAUGCUAUUUAAUUGCUUCUCUGUCUACCCGAGCUGCUCGGAUGCGAGGGUUAUGUGGGAUCAGAAAACUGGGCGGUCAAGAGGAUUUGGAUUUGUUGCGUUCCGUAACCAGCAGGAUGCCCAGACUGCAAUUGAUGAGAUAACCGGGAAAUGGCUUGGUUCGAGGCAGAUUCGCUGCAACUGGGCAACAAAGGGAGCCACUUCUGGUGAGGACAAGCAGAGCUCUGAUUCCAAAAGUGUUGUGGAACUAACCAGUGGUGUCUCGGAGGAUGGUAAAGAUACAAGUAGCGGGGAUGCUCCCGAGACCAAUGCUCAGUACACAACUGUUUACGUUGGGAAUCUUGCUCCAGAGGUUUCGCAGGCUGAUCUUCACCGCCACUUCCAUGCCCUUGGUGCUGGGGUUAUGGAAGAGGUCCGUGUUCAAAGAGACAAAGGUUUUGGAUUUGUGAGAUACUCUACUCAUGUAGAGGCCGCCCUCGCUAUCCAGAUGGGAAACACACAUUCCUACCUCAGUGGCAGGCCAAUGAAGUGUUCUUGGGGAAGCAAGCCAACUCCAUCAGGAACAGCAUCAAACCCGCUUCCUCCACCAGCUCCCGCACCAGUCCCUGGAUUCUCAGCGAGCGAUCUCUUGGCUUACGAGAGGCAACUAGCGAUGAGCAAAAUGGCGGGAAUGAAUCCGAUGAUGCAUCAUCACCCGCAGGGACAACACGCUCUCAAGCAAGCUGCAAUGGGAGCCACUGGUUCAAGCCAGGCAAUCUAUGACGGUGGUUUCCAGAACGCGCAGCAGCUCAUGUAUUACCACUGA